Messenger RNA from Ustilaginoidea virens, 1179 nucleotides. RefSeq lists its product as uncharacterized. NCBI's taxonomy places the organism in Eukaryota, Fungi, Ascomycota, Sordariomycetes, Hypocreales, Clavicipitaceae. The transcript has 2 exons. Gene Ontology annotation, biological process: branched-chain amino acid metabolic process. Bases 1 to 1179 code for a protein of 392 amino acids. The record is from RefSeq and is a predicted model, not a curated record. Gene Ontology annotation, molecular function: branched-chain-amino-acid:2-oxoglutarate transaminase activity.
AUGGGUGCUUUCCCUCCCCCGCCGGUAACCACCAUUGACUGGUCUAAUAUGGGAUUCAGGGUCCGCGAGGUCAACGGUCACGUCGAAUCGACCUACUCCCAAACCACCGGAGAAUGGAGCCCUCUCCGCUUCGUGGCCGAUCCGUUCAUGCGCAUCCACGGCAUGGCCCCCGCCCUCAACUACGGGCAGCAAGCGUACGAGGGGCUCAAGGCCUUCCGCACGCCGGGCGACGGCGGCAUCUGCAUCUUCCGGCCGCGCCGAAACGCGGAGCGGCUCCAGCGCUCGGCCCAGGUCGUCUCGAUGCCCGAGGUGCCCGUCGAGCUGUUCAUGCGGGCCUGCCGCGCUGCCGUCGCCCGCAACGCCGAGUUCGUGCCCCCGCACGAGACCGGGGGCGGCAUGUACAUCCGCCCUCAGCUGUACGGCUCGAGCGCCCAGCUGGGGCUGGACCCUCCGGACGAGUACACGUUUUGCGUCUUUGUCCUGCCGACCGGGGUGUACCACGGCUCGCAGCCGGUCAAGGCGCUCGUCCUGGACGAGUUUGACCGCGCCGCGCCCAACGGCACCGGCCACGUCAAGGUGGGCGGCAACUACGCCCCGGUGAUGAGGUGGAGCGGCAGGGCGAAGCAGGAGGGCUACGGCAUCACGCUGCACCUGGAUAGCGCCAAGCGCGAGGAGAUUGACGAGUUUAGCACGUCCGGCUUCAUCGGCGUCGUGGGCGGCGGCGGCGGCGGCGGCGGCGGCGGUGACGGCGACGACGACGUGACUCUGGUGGUGCCGGAUUCCAAGUGCGUCAUCGACAGCGUGACGAGCGACAGCGUCCAGCGGAUCGCGCGCGGCUGGGGGUGGAAGGUGGAGAAGCGGCCCGUCAAGUACGCCGAGCUGCCGUCCUUUAGCGAGGUGUUUGCCGCCGGCACCGCGGCGGCGUUGGUGCCCAUCCGGAGCAUCACGCGUCGCCGGGGCGCCGCGCCGGGUGGCCUGGCUGCCGGGCCGCGCGUCAGCGCCGCGGCCGACGCCGACGUCGUCACGUAUAUUCCCGACGGCCAGGCCGGUGCUGGGCCCGUCUGCCUGAAGCUGCUGUCGCAUCUGAAGGCGAUACAGUCGGGGAAAGCGGCGGACGAGUUUGGCUGGAGAUGCGAGGUUGGCGAGGGGGACUUGAAUCUCGCGGCGGAGGGGGCUUGA